Messenger RNA from Fonsecaea erecta, 843 nucleotides. RefSeq lists its product as hypothetical. The transcript has 3 exons. Lineage: Eukaryota; Fungi; Ascomycota; Eurotiomycetes; Chaetothyriales; Herpotrichiellaceae. Bases 1 to 843 code for a protein of 280 amino acids. The record is from RefSeq and is a predicted model, not a curated record.
AUGAAGUCCUUCGCAUCGGCCGUGCCCUUGGCGGCAGCCCUGUUCACUACCUCCACUCUCGCGUGGCUCCCAUCCUGCUCCUGGUCUGACUGCAUGGGAAGCUGGGAUGGCUCGUCCUGUAGCACCUCCAGCGGCUGGGACUGCCUCUGCUCCAAUCAAACUGCUAUCUCCCAAUUGAACACCUGCGUCGCAACCUCCUGCACGAACACCACCGAUCAAGAAGCCAUCUACGGUGCCAUUGCACAGCUUUGCGCCAACGCAGGAGCUCCGGUUUCUGCCUCUCAAGAAGCCACCUUCAGCGCUACCUCUGGCGGCUCUGCCUGGCCUUCUCAAAUCACCGCCGCCCCUGGCUUCGGUCCCGGUGGCGGUUGGAACUCGGCUCAAUGGUCGAGCUGGAUCUCUGCCUGCUCUACUGGCUUGCCUUCUGCUCCCAGCGGAUGGAACGGUCAAGGUCCUUGGGGCGGCCCAGGCAUGUGGGGUGGUCACGGUGGAGGCCCUGGUUUCGGUCCUGGUGGCUGGGGACCUUGGGGCACCAAGGCCAGCGGUGUCAACUGCGAUCAAUGGACCACCUGGACCGCCGGCUGGGGUCCAUUCUCGUCGUGGACCGGUACCUGGUCUGGCUGCAGCACCACCACCAACUCGCCUGUCCCCGCGACCAUCACCACCACCGUCACCACCGACGGCUCGACUCAGGUUAUUACUGGCACAACCUUUGGUAUCCAAGCCGUCGAAGCUGCAGCCACCUCCUCCUCUGACUCGGGCAACGCCGCUCCUUCGCUUCGCGGUCUCAGCGCUUGCGGCGCUCUUGUUGCGGCGAUCUUUGCCACCAUGAUUGCUCUGUAA